AUGGACACCCUGAGGAACAGGACAGUGGAGGAGCUCCAGGAGCUGCAGGAGAACACGGAGGAGAUCGAGCGCCUGGCCCUGGAGUCGCAGGAGGUUCAGGAGCUGCAGCUGGAGAGGGAGAUGGCCCUGGCUGCCAACAGGAGCUUGGCUGAGCAGAACCUGAAGUUCCAGGCGCCGCUGGAGACGGGACGCUCCGAGCUCUCCAGCAAAUAUGAGGAGCUGCAGAAGCUGGCUGAACGUUGCAAGGAGCAAAAGGCCAAACUGGAGAAAUUCUCAGCAGCAAUGCACCCACAGACCUUGCUGGAUCUCCUGCAGGUAGAAAGCCAGAAAAUAGAAGAGGAGUCUGAGAAAACAGCUGAGAAGUUCCUGGAGGGGGAUUUGCCCUUGGAGACCUUCCUGGAGCAGUUUGCAGUCAUGAGGAAACUCUCCCACUUGAGGAGGGUCAGAGUGGAGAAGCUGCAGGAGAUCCUGAGGAAGACGACA
This is a messenger RNA of Merops nubicus (carmine bee-eater), 483 nucleotides long. Its product is annotated as vacuolar protein sorting-associated protein 37C-like. Gene Ontology annotation, cellular component: ESCRT I complex. Gene Ontology annotation, biological process: protein targeting to vacuole; protein targeting to membrane; ubiquitin-dependent protein catabolic process via the multivesicular body sorting pathway. The transcript has 4 exons. The annotation marks the transcript as partial. The record is from RefSeq and is a predicted model, not a curated record. Lineage: Eukaryota; Metazoa; Chordata; Aves; Coraciiformes; Meropidae.